GUCAACAUGGAGGAGGGCUACAGAGACCGGACGGCCUUCAUAAAAGGCGCCAAGGACAUUGCCAAGGAGGUGAAGCGGCAGGCCGGCAAGAAGGUGGGCCGGAACGUGGACAAGAUGGCCGACGAGUACACAAAGCGCUCGUACACGCGCUUCGAGGAGGAGGACGACGAUGACGAGUACCCCGUGCAGCAGCAGGACGGCUCCUACUACCGCAGCAACAGCCGCGCCAACGAUGAGGAGGGCCACAGCGACUCCACUGAGGGCCAUGACGAGGACGACGAGAUCUACGAGGGCGAGUACCAGGGCAUCCCGCGCGCCGACUCCACGGGCAAAUCCGCCGACGGCCAGGCCAUGGGGCAGCAGCAGGCCCAGGCCCAGUUCCGGGACUUGACGGCGUACGAGGCGGAGCGACGCAAGGACCAGGAGGAGCUGGCGCAGCAGUACGAGACCAUCCUGCAGGAGUGCGGCCACGGGCGCUUCCAGUGGACGCUCUACUUCGUGCUGGGCCUGGCGCUCAUGGCCGACGGCGUGGAGAUCUUCGUGGUGGGCUUCGUGCUGCCCAGCGCCGAGAAGGACAUGUGCCUGUCCGAACCCAACAAAGGAAUGCUGGGCCUGAUUGUGUAUCUGGGCAUGAUGGUGGGUGCCUUUGUGUGGGGAGGACUGGCGGACCGGAUUGGCCGCCGACAGACCCUCCUCAUCUCUCUCUCCCUCAACAGUGUCUUUGCCUUCUUCUCCUCCUUCGUGCAAGGCUACAGCUCCUUCCUCUUCUGCCGCCUCCUCUCCGGUGUCGGUAUUGGAGGCUCCAUUCCCAUCGUCUUCUCCUACUACUCUGAGUUCCUGGCUCAGGAGAAGCGUGGCGAGCACCUGAGCUGGCUCUGCAUGUUUUGGAUGAUUGGAGGCAUCUAUGCCGCCGCCAUGGCCUGGGCCAUCAUCCCUCACUACGGCUGGAGUUUCCAGAUGGGCUCAGCAUACCAGUUCCACAGCUGGCGUGUGUUUGUGCUGGUGUGUGCCUUCCCUGCCGUGGCUGCCAUAGCUGCGCUCAACACCAUGCCCGAGAGUCCCCGCUUCUACCUGGAGAAUGGCAAGCAUGACGAGGCCUGGAUGAUCCUGAAGCAGGUCCAUGACACCAACAUGAGGGCUAAGGGCUACCCUGAGAGGGUCUUCUCUGUGACCACCAUCAAGACUGUGAAGCAGAUGGACGAGCUGGUGGACAUGGGAGACUCUGUUGCCUGGCACCAGAGGUGGAGGAUGAAGCUGACCCAGCUGUUCCAUCAGGUGUGGAGCAAUUUCCUGACCGUCUUCAAUCCCGAAUUCCGUCGCACCACCUACAUGAUGAUGGCCGUGUGGUUCUCCAUGUCCUUCAGCUACUACGGUUUGACCGUGUGGUUCCCUGACAUGAUCAAGUACCUCCAGAAGCAGGAGUACGCCUCACGCACCAAAACCUUCAUGAAGGAGAAGGUAGAGCACGUCACCUUCAACUUCACUCUGGAGAACCAGGUCCACAAAAACGGAGAGUUCUUCAACAACAAGUUUGUAAACCUGAAGAUGAAGUCGAUGGUGUUUGAGGACUCCCUGUUUGAGGAAUGCUACUUUGAGGACAUCACCUCCAGCAACACCUUCUUCAGGAACUGCACCUUCAUCUCCACACUCUUCUACAAUACAGAUCUGUUCAAGUACCGUUUGGUGAACAGCAAGCUGGUCAACAGCACUUUCCUGCACAAUAAAGAGGGCUGCUUGCUGGACUUCAGCGACGAGAACAACGCCUACAUGAUCUACUUCGUCAGCUUCCUGGGAACCCUGGCCGUGCUACCCGGCAACAUCGUCUCGGCCCUGCUCAUGGAUAAGAUCGGACGCCUGAGGAUGCUGGCGGGCUCCAGCGUGAUCUCCUGUGUCAGCUGCUUCUUCCUGUCCUUCGGCAACAGCGAGUCGGCCAUGAUCGCCCUGCUCUGUCUCUUCGGGGGCAUCAGCAUCGCCUCCUGGAACGCCCUGGACGUGUUGACAGUGGAGCUCUACCCAUCGGAUAAAAGAACCACGGCCUUCGGUUUCUUGAACGCGUUGUGUAAGCUGGCAGCAGUUCUAGGCAUAAGCAUCUUCCAAUCGUUUGUGGGCAUCACCAAAGCGGUACCCAUCCUCUUUGCCUCUGGUGCUCUGGCCGCGGGCAGCUUCCUGGCACUGAAGCUGCCCGAGACGCGGGGCAUGGUGCUGCAGUAGUGCGGUGUGGCCUCCCCACCUGCAGGUGGCAGUGUAGUGUAGGGAAAGCCCCACUGUGAAGAACCACCACCCUCCCCCUCCCACCUUCCCCAACCCUAACCCCAACACACAACCCCAGCCUAGUGAUCUCACUUGCAGACUUGGCCAUGGAAGUUUUCAUGAUAGAUAUUACUCUCAACAGCCGUUUCUUAACGUUUUUGCUUUUUUCCCCUGUUAAUGUGUUACCGUGAUGUUUGUUGGGAUUACCAAAAAGCAAAAAUUUGACACUCGGGUACCGGUAAUUGGACGUGUGUUGUAAACGAAGAAAAAAAAACAGCCUCCCGGUGUUUGAGAGUAUGUCAAGCCGUUUCUGCAAGACGAUAUGAGAUUGUAGGCCUUAAAACUACGAACCAUGCAAUUGUCCUUACAGAGAAAAAAACUCUAGCUUUCCUUUACAGGGUAAUUAAGUUUUUUUCUCACCGCCUCACCUCUGUCUGUGUACUCACUCAGAAAGUCCAUCUCAUUUGUCUCAUCAUUUUUUUAAUGUGGCACAAUCACAGGGACUUCAAGGUUUUGAUUUUUGUGACAAAAUCAAGAUGUGAAUCCCUCACACUGGUGGUUGUGUGUUUGUUUCCUGUAUGUGUGUGUAGAGAAAAACUGCCAUCUUUUAGACAAACAUUCCAGAUUUUGUUUCUUUGUAGUUUGAAUGUGAUGAUCGACUCACAGUCUGUUUGAUUUUUCCCUUUAACCCCCCUAUUCAAAAUAGUGUGCUAUCUCAAACAAUGUGGGAAGGCAGCAGCCAGAGUCAGACAUUGGGUAUUACUGAAUGGCCAGUGUUGAUAUAGUAUGGUGGUGGUGGUUGAUAUAUUGUGUACCUCUGGUCUGUUUAUCAUCAAAAACGAUUUUGUUUUUAAAAAAAGAUAGCAGCUGUUUUGUGUAAGUUGUGUGUAAAAUGUGAGAUGGACCAGUUGUCUGAAAAAAAUGGUUUGUGAAGCACUUCUUGUGUUAAAAGCACAGCUGUUUUGAAAUAGGAACAAACCUCUGGCUAUACUAGUUGUGUCCAACCAGUCUGACCAACGCUCAUCUGUGCACUGUAGUUCAAUGUCGUAACAGUGUGCAGUAUAAGACUUUUUGACACAAAAGUGACUGAAGGACCCUGAC
Engraulis encrasicolus (European anchovy) is the source of this 3351-nucleotide messenger RNA. RefSeq names its product synaptic vesicle glycoprotein 2A (gene sv2a). Gene Ontology annotation, biological process: chemical synaptic transmission; transmembrane transport. Gene Ontology annotation, molecular function: transmembrane transporter activity. The record is from RefSeq and is a predicted model, not a curated record. Lineage: Eukaryota; Metazoa; Chordata; Actinopteri; Clupeiformes; Engraulidae. The transcript has 12 exons. The coding region runs from base 7 to 2211 and encodes 734 amino acids. Gene Ontology annotation, cellular component: synaptic vesicle membrane; neuron projection.